GGCCCCUUCCCAAAGGCCAUGAAGUGCUACCAUUGCGGCCAACAGGUGAUGACAGUGACCAGUCAAAAGGCCGGCACCAUUACGUGGGCCCUGUGCUCCCUGUUGUGUAUAGUAGGAUGCUUUUGCGGCUGUUGCCUGAUACCAUUCUGCGCCAACCCUACCCAAGACAUAAUGCAUAACUGUCCCAGUUGUAAACAGUUUUUGGGCGCCUACGAGCGAGUUAAAUUUAGACGGUAAACACACACAUCAUGGUCACUUUAUUUUGGCUAACCUGGUCACGUAUACACACGAUUAACGCAACUUAACUCGAUUGAUUUAUUCAAUGAUUAUAUUCAAUCAUAUUUAUAUUUGAUAUUAUUUAUAUAUUUUUAUAUCAACUUUUUUGUCGCCUAUUUACUCAGAUGUUAUUUGUAUGCAAUUUUGAUAAUAAUGUAUGUUUUUGAUUAGGG
Messenger RNA from Medioppia subpectinata, 449 nucleotides. Lineage: Eukaryota; Metazoa; Arthropoda; Arachnida; Sarcoptiformes; Oppiidae. The record is from the annotation of a GenBank genome assembly.